UCUCUCUCUCUCUCUUUCUCCCCGGCACUGGGCGUCGUAUUAUCAGGGGAGGUAUACGGACAUGUGCGCCCCUCCCUCCUCUUCCUUAUGUCUGGAUAAUAGCGGGUGUGAAGUGGAUUUGAACUUGCAGCCGGUGCUGAGAGGUGGAAGAGGUCCGAGCAGCACACAUCUGUUAGAGAGGAGCUGCUGAAACAAGCCUGUCACACUCUGUUUGCUUUGGGAAUUUCUUUUGGGAAAGUUUGAAGUGAUAAAACUAACAAGAGCAACUGGAUCUCUGGACUCUUGUUUUCUUAGGAUUAAAGAUUUUUGUUGAGAUGAUUCCACACGUCCUCACACACCUGCUCUGCUUCGUGUGUCUGAGCGCUGCUCGUCCUCAACCAGCACCGCCACACUCGAUGACGAUGCAGAAGAACCCCCCUGCUGCGACCGGCUCUCUGGCCGGCCGGGUGGUGCUGCCUUGUCACUUCUCCAUCACGCCGCUUUCCCCCAGCAGUUCGACAAACACUCCGUCAUACACCGCACGACCCCCAACUCCUCACGCCUCCCCGAGUCCCACGGAGGAGCUGAGGAUCAAGUGGUCGAAGCUGGAGGAAACGGAGGAGAAGGUGGUACUGGUGGCGCAGGGGGGCGUGGUAAAGGUGGGGCAGGACUACAGGAAGAGGGUGACGGUGCCCAGCCAGCCGCUGUUGCUAGGCGACGCCUCCCUGGUGAUGGAGCGGCUCCGGGCGAGCGACGCGGGGCUUUACCGCUGUGAGGUGAUGCACGGGAUGGAGGACUCCCAGGACACCGUCAGACUCAACGUCACUGGUGUCGUGUUUCACUACAGAGCCAACACCAGCCGCUACACUCUGGAUUUUCCUGGCGCUGUGGAGGCGUGCAGAAACGCAGGAGCGUCCAUCGCUACGCCCGAACAACUCAACGCUGCUUUUGAGGACGGCUUGGACCGCUGUGACGCAGGCUGGCUCGCCGACCAGUCAGUCAGAUACCCAAUCACAUUGCCCCGUCCUGGCUGUGAAGGUAAUCUGAUGAGCAGACCCGGAGUGAGAACGUACGGCGUCCGAGACCCCGCGGAGAAAUACGACGUGUACUGCUACGUUGAUAAAAUACAAGGCGAUGUCUUCUACCCCCCCUCCAUCAGAGAUAAGCUCACCCUGCAGCAGGCCCGAGACGAGUGCGUGAAGCAUGACGCCGUGUUGGCGUCGCCCGGUCAGCUGUACGCAGCCUGGAGGUCCGGGCUGGACCGCUGCGACUACGGCUGGCUGUCGGACGGCAGCGUGCGCUACCCGGUCACCGUCCCCAGGCCUCAGUGCGGAGGAAACCAGCUCGGGGUUCGCACGCUCUACAAGUAUGACAACCAAACCGGCUACCCCAACCCCAGCGACAGGCAUGGAGUUUUCUGCUUCAAGGAUUUCCUGCCAUGCACGAGUAGUGUGUGUCAGAACGGAGGCUCCUGCUUCAAAAGAAACGCCCAAAAUAUCUGCUUCUGUGCACCUGGAUACACCGGCCAGCACUGUGAAACAGAUGUGGAUGAGUGCCAGUCUAACCCCUGUCUGAACGGAGCCACCUGUCUGGACGGAGUCGGCUCCUUCACCUGUCUCUGCCUGCCCAGCUAUUCCGGAGAGCUCUGUGAACAAGACACUGAGGUCUGUGGAUUCGGUUGGCAGAAGUUUCAGUCUCACUGCUACAAGUACUUCACACACCGCCGGACGUGGGACGCUGCAGAGAGGGAGUGUCGGAUGCACGGCGCCCACCUGGCCAGCAUCCUGUCGCAGGAGGAGCAACUCUUCGUCAAUCGUCUGGGCAACGACUACCAGUGGCUCGGCCUCAACGACAAGAUGUUUGAGAGAGACUUCAGGUGGACGGAUGGCAAGCCGAUGCAAUACGACCACUGGAGGCCGAACCAGCCAGACAGCUUCUUCCAGUCGGGAGAGGACUGCGUGGUGAUGAUCUGGCACGAGAGCGGCCAGUGGAACGACGUGCCCUGCAACUAUCACCUGACUUUCACCUGCAAGAAGGGGACAGUCUCAUGUGGGCAGCCCCCUGUGGUGAAGGAUGCUCGCAUGUUUGGGGCCGUGAAGCCUCGCUACGAGAUCAAUACCCUGCUCCGCUAUCACUGCAAACAGGGCUUCAUCCAGAGACACGCCCCCACGAUACGCUGCCGGGCCAACAGCCAAUGGGACACGCCCAAAGUCACCUGCACAACCCCCGCGACCUACCACAAGUCGCUCGCUCUCCCGCGCCGCAACAACCAGAACAACGAGCAACAAAACCGGCACCAUAGCAAUCACAUCCAUCACACCGCGAGUCAUCAGAAACACAAUCAAAACCAAGAGCAGCAGCAGAGCUACAACUUCUUUCAACGCUUCUGGAACCCUUUCCAGAGGGAGAAGAGGCAACAACCGCAAACACACAGCGGGGAUCAGAUGAGACACUGAUUUUAGGGAGUUUGGGGGGUCUGUAAGAUUAGCUUAGCAGUGGCAGACAAACGCAGCAGGCUGGCGACGCCGGUCCAGAGGCAUCGGUAGACAGAGAGAAGGACCAAACUGUCUAUCAAUGGCUCUCUAAAGGACGAGGAGCGUGUUUCACCAGUACAUUGUCCCCCCAAAAAAACACUCCAGGAUCUGAACGGUAACACUGGUGAGAAGUUAGAUUCAUUUGUAAAGUUCGCAGCCUGGUUCAUAUCAAGUUUACGACGCUCCAAACAGAAAGACUGUCCCCAAAAACACUACACUCUAAGAAAUAUCUGUGUAAUAACAGUUGUAUGUCUGUGUAUUUUAACAGAAGUUGCCCGUAGAACUUGAUAACGUAGCUAUACACAACACGCCAUUAUCGUAAAUUAUUAACCAGUACUUGGAUUAGCGAGAGUCAAAAGUGCCCAAAAAAGUGUUCAAAGUGUUUAAAAAAGCAUCAAAAAAGCUUUAAAUUAAUUAAAGAACAGAUGUAAUGUCAGAAGCUUACUAACUGAGCAGCUUUGUUUGAGAGAAUUUUAAAUAACAGAAAACAUUCUAUAUUUUUAAUGCAGCUACACACAACAUUCCUGUUUUUAAUUACGGGACAAAGUCCGGGAAAUGAGCUGCCACAACUUUUUCUGUUAUUUUACGUAUUUAUUUCUUAGAGUGUACAGAAUCUGAACCAUCUGUUAAGCCCAGACCAAAGAUUCACGAGUUGAAACUUGUAACUUCUUGCAACGAGUCAGUCUGCAGCUUUCUGAAAGCUGCCAGUUUACACCAAUGAGACCAGACGGUGUAUCAUCUCCAUAGCAACGAAUCUUUGUACUUCCGACUUCAAGGCUUUUUCUAGCUGGAUAUAUCAUUUG
This is a messenger RNA of Sander lucioperca (pikeperch), 3316 nucleotides long. RefSeq names its product versican core protein-like. Gene Ontology annotation, biological process: cell adhesion. The record is from RefSeq and is a predicted model, not a curated record. Lineage: Eukaryota; Metazoa; Chordata; Actinopteri; Perciformes; Percidae. Gene Ontology annotation, molecular function: calcium ion binding; hyaluronic acid binding. The coding region runs from base 315 to 2435 and encodes 706 amino acids. The transcript has 13 exons.